This is a messenger RNA of Vanrija pseudolonga, 1389 nucleotides long. It is a transcript of the gene TUF1, whose product is annotated as Elongation factor Tu, mitochondrial. Bases 1 to 1389 code for a protein of 462 amino acids. Gene Ontology annotation, cellular component: mitochondrion. NCBI's taxonomy places the organism in Eukaryota, Fungi, Basidiomycota, Tremellomycetes, Trichosporonales, Trichosporonaceae. Gene Ontology annotation, biological process: mitochondrial translational elongation. The transcript is spliced from 4 exons. Gene Ontology annotation, molecular function: translation elongation factor activity; GTPase activity; GTP binding. The record is from RefSeq and is a predicted model, not a curated record.
AUGCUCAGGUCUAGGAUCCAGUCUGGCCUCGUCGCUGCCGCCCGCGGCGCCGAGCUCCGCGCCGCCCCCCGCGCCCUUGCUGGCGUGCACGCCGCGCGCGCGUUCGCGACCCGCCCGGCUGUUGCCCCCCGUGCUGCUAUGCUCGUGCCUUCUGUUGUCGGCGGUGUCCGUUCGUACGCUGCCGAGGCUGGUGGCCGCUUCUCGCGCACCAAGCCCCACUUCAACAUCGGCACCAUUGGCCACGUCGACCACGGCAAGACUACCCUCACCGCCGCCAUCACCAAGCACCUCGCCGAGCAGGGCGGUGGAAAGUUCAUGGACUACUCGCAGAUCGACAAGGCCCCCGAGGAGCGUGCCCGUGGUAUCACCAUCUCGACCGCCCACGUCGAGUACGAGACCAAGGCCCGCCACUACGCCCACAUUGACUGCCCUGGCCACGCUGAUUACAUCAAGAACAUGAUUACCGGUGCUGCCCAGCUCGACGGUGCCAUCAUCGUCGUCUCGGCUACCGACGGCCAGAUGCCCCAGACCCGUGAGCACCUGCUCCUCGCCCGCCAGGUCGGCAUCAAGAAGCUCCUUGUCUUCAUCAACAAGGUUGACCAGGUCGACGACCCCGAGAUGCUCGAGCUCGUCGAGAUGGAGAUGCGCGAGCUCCUCUCCGAGUACGGCUUUGAGGGUGACGACACCCCCAUCAUCAUGGGCACUGCCCUCGCUGCCCUUGAGGGCCGCGACCCCGAGCGUGGUGCCGCCAAGAUCCAGGAGCUCAUGGACGCCGCCGACACCUGGCUCGACCUCCCCGAGCGUGACCUCGACAAGCCCUUCCUCAUGUACGUCGAGGACGUCUUCUCCAUCUCGGGCCGUGGUACCGUCGUGACCGGCAAGGUCGAGCGUGGCACCAUCACCAAGGGUUCCGAGAUUGAGAUUGUCGGCAUGGGCUCCAACCUCAAGACGACCCUCACUGGCAUUGAGAUGUUCCACAAGGAGCUCGAGCGCGGUGAGGCCGGCGACAACAUGGGUGCCCUUCUCCGUGGUCUCAAGCGUGACCAGGUCCACCGUGGUCAGGUUCUCGUCGCCCCCGGCUCGAUCAAGGGUGUCAAGAAGUUCCAGGCCCAGAUCUACGUCCUCACCAAGGAGGAGGGUGGCCGUUACACCCCCUUCAUGGAGAACUACCGCCCCCAGCUCUUCAUCCGCACCACCGACGUCACCGUCGGCCUCACCUGGCCCGAGGGUACCGAGGACGCGCACGAGAAGCUCGUCAUGCCCGGUGACAAUGUCAUCAUGAACGGCACCCUCAUCCACGACAUUGCCCUCGAGGUCGGAUCGCGCUUCACCCUCCGUGAGGGUGGCCGCACCAUCGGUACUGGUAUCGUCUCCGAGAUCCAGGACUAA